AACCUCAUGGCUGGAUGCACGUUCCCCUCACGCUGCGGCAUCCCGUCACACCGGUGUAUUGUAAUGGCGGUCAGUCAGAGUCCGGGGAUCGGCCUGCUCAGAAACAUCUUGUUUACGAGUUGGAAAUAAGGCGCCAAGCUACUGAGGGCAGUGAUCCGGAUUUAGUAGCCCGUUUAGGUGCUGCCGUUUUUCAGCCGGUUGACGUCACGCCGGCGGUGUUGGGUGAGACAGGAGCGGCCACUGAAUUUUUGUUGAAGGCUGUUAGGGGCCUUGUGGACACUAUUUGCGUUUUGGAAGGCACUCAACCUAGUGCCAGUCUAUUGGAUACGGUGUAGGCCCAGUUAAUGUAUUUAACAAAUCGGAAAGCGGA
This is a messenger RNA of Schistocerca gregaria, 370 nucleotides long. RefSeq lists its product as uncharacterized. Lineage: Eukaryota; Metazoa; Arthropoda; Insecta; Orthoptera; Acrididae. The transcript is spliced from 2 exons. The record is from RefSeq and is a predicted model, not a curated record. Bases 15 to 335 code for a protein of 106 amino acids.